AUGUCUUUUUAUAUUUUACAUCCGCAAACCGUGACUACACCCGGUUAUUCAUCAUCUUCACUUCUUAAGACCCGAAAUAUAUCAGUACCCAUUUUACCGCGUUAUUGUACAGCACGGCCGCUCACCAUAGUGGAGCGACAACCACUUCCUGCAGUUAUUGCACUGCAAAAUGUGCAGCGGUCGGAGAAAGCUGCAGUACUGCAACAACCUAUUGAGCAGUUGCUUGGUCUGGAAGUUCCAGAGGAACAACCAGUUCGAAAACGUGAACGUUUGAAUCAUUUAACGGCGGAGGAGAAACAGAAUCGACGUAAAUUAAAAAAUCGUGUAGCUGCGCAAACAGCGCGUGAUCGCAAGAAGUACCGUGCGAGCAAACUUGAAGAAGCUGUUCGGAUACUUGUCCUAGAGAAUGGAAAAUUGCGGGAGGAAAAUAAGUGUUUGAAGAAGACGUGUGAAGAACUAAAGGGUCACAAUGUCGAGUUGCGGGGUUUGUUGAAUAAUAAUCAGGAACGUGAAGGAUCAUGCUCGGAGACGGAAGUUAGUAGCAGUAGUAGUAUGUCAUCAUCGUCCCUUGGAUCUGCCGAAUCCAUUCGCGGUCCCCAGCAGAGGGAACAGGCGAUGAUGCAAAUCAUUGGGGAAAUCUGCGCAGCUGACGGAACAGAUCCGACGUUGCAAGAUCCUGAUGGAACGGCACUCGGUUUCGAGCGAUUUUGUUCAAAGAUACUUAGCGAAAUUGAUAACACUGUUACGACGUCAGAUACCGUUGAAUCGAAACCCCCAAAAAGCUGCAACAUACGUCAAAUGGAUUGCACAACACCAGAUAUCAUCAUAGCACCUGAGUAUUUAAAAUCGGACCUAGAAUCCCAAACAUCGAUCUCUGCCUGUGCAAAUAUUGCUGGAGUGGAACAUAUGGAAUCAUCUUCUGGUGUUAAUUUUAAUAUGAGUGAUCAUGAAUUUGAAUGUGAACAAUCAUCCGGUUACUCAUCAUUUAGUGCAUCUCUCAACGCAUCAAGGGAUUUGGUUUCAUCUCCUCCCUCAUUCACUUUUUUUGACGAUAUAACAGAAGAAAACAAUGAUUCUUCACCUCUUAUUAGUGAUAAUGAUCCAAUGUUUUGUGUCCCACAUAAAUGGGAUGUCGACGAUGAUUAUAUAUAA
Cercopithifilaria johnstoni is the source of this 1152-nucleotide messenger RNA. The record is from the annotation of a GenBank genome assembly. Lineage: Eukaryota; Metazoa; Nematoda; Chromadorea; Rhabditida; Onchocercidae.